AGCAAUGUAGAUAAAAGCCAAACUGUAACUGAGGAUCGUUUUUUAAAUAUUUUGUCAUAUAAUGUACAUGGGCUAGAAAACAAAAUGCUAUACGUAGACUUUUUUAAGUAUAUAAACAGUUUUGAUAUAUUUUUUCUCUUGGAAACUCAUAUUUGCGCGGAUAAAUGUGAAAAAUUUAGUAAAUACUUUGGCGAUUUUGAAUUAGUUUGGCACUAUGCUGCAAGAAAUUCACGGUUUGGAAGAGGAAUUGGUGGUUGUUUAAUCGGAAUAAGGAAGGAUCUGAAAAAGUUUGGUGUUCAACAUACACAUACAACUGAACAAGGAAUAAACGUAAUAAAGAUUAUUAUUAAUGGCUUAAAAUUUAACAUCAUACCAAUGUACAUGAGAUUACAAACUUGGAAAGAAGAAUUCUUAAAAAUCGACUCUAUACUCAGGGAAUGUAGCAUUGAAAAUCCCAUAAUAAUUGGCGACUUGAACGUGAGAAUUGGAUCAUUGCAAAAAAACAUCGAUGAAAUUUUUAAGGAGACAUUUCAUGCUGGUCUUGAGGAAAGGAGAUCAAAAGAUGCGGAAAUAAAUUCAAGAGGAAGAGACUUCUUGAAGCUUUGUUAUGACCACGGGCUGGUAAUUGCAAAUGGAAUGACAAAUGGCGAUGAAAUUGGAGAAUUCACCUUUGUAAGUACAGUUGGAACGUCGGUCAAUGAUAUAUGUGCGAUCUCACAAGAACUUUUGUCGAGAGUACACAGAUUUACAGUUGGGAAUAAAAUCUGGUCAGAUCACAUGCCAAUAAUUUUAUCGAUGAUAUAUAGAAGUGAAAAUAUACCGGAAAAACUCAAUACACUGUUACCAAAGCUUAACUGGGAUAAUCGCAAAUAUUUUGAAUACCAGAAUGAAAUAAACAAAAUCCUUACAACGCGCAGACAACUCUCCCCUUAUUCAUUCUCCGAAAUAGCGGAAAUAAUACAAGAAGCACAUCGAUCUAUAGCUACGACAACAAUGACAUUUUCAGGUCGUGAAAAAUGGUUCAACGUUACAUGUUUUAACGCAAGGAAAAAAUCUUUUGAAUAUUUGGAUAAAUUUAGAAAGUACGCUAGUCGUGAAAAUAGAGAAAAGUAUGUAUACUUUAACAAACGGUAUAAAGAAAUUUGUGAAAAUGCCAAAGCCCAAUAUAAUAACAGAUUGGAAAGAAAGAUAGACGAGGUGAAAGAUUCUCAUGAUUGGUGGAAGAUCGUUAGGGAGCUGAGAAACGAAGAAAGGUGUGGUAGCAUACCCGUGAAAACGGAGGACUUAAAGAAUUAUUUCCAACAACUGCUAACCCACACAAAAAAUUUUCCAGAUAUUCAUUACGCCUAUAUACACUGGAGAGAUGAUGACUUGGAUAGGGAAAUAUGUUUGAUGGAAGUUAAAAAGGCCUUAGGCAAAGCAAAGCUAAAUAAAGCACCAGGAGAAGAUCGUGUGCCAUACGAAUUUUAUAAAUACGCAACUGAUGAAUUGCUACAAGAAAUAACAUGUACUUGCAACGUUAUUUUCGAAAAAGGAGAAGUAGACAAGUCGUUCGUUAGAAGCAUUAUUUACCCAAUAUUUAAAAAAGGUGACAAAACUCUUCCCAAUAACUACCGUGGAAUAUCAUUCAUGAAUUGCUUACCAAAAGUGAUGAUGGGUAUUGUCAAAGAUCGACUGGCUAAUUGGUCAGAAAAACAUGGAAAAAUAAAUGAAUAUCAAGCUGGAUUUCGUAAAAAUUACUCUACCGUUGAUAAUUUGUUCAACUUAUCCUCAAUAAUACACUUAAACUGGCACAAAAACAAAAAAACCUAUGCUUUCUUCGUAGAUUUUAAAGCUGCGUUUGACCGAGUAUCUCGAAAAGCCAUGAUAUACAAACUUCAUACCAUAGGAGUAUCAACAAAAGCCAGGAACUCUCCAGUGAUUUUAAUACAACCACAGGUGUUAAACAGGGCUGCUUAUUAUCUCCUCUCCUAUUUGCUUUGUACCUCAAUGACCUACAUGAAUACAUUGGUGGUGGUACCACAGUGGAUGAUCAAAAUAUUCGACUUCUGAUGUAUGCCGAUGAUAUCGUCAUCCUAGCUGACGAAAUAGACGUGAUGCAGCGUAUGAUACAAAAACUGGAGGAAUAUUGCAAAAUAUGGAACAUGGAGGUUAACAUGGAGAAAUCAAAAAUAAUGGUAUUUCGGAAGGGAGGAAAGCUUUCGAGUAAGGAAAAGUGGCUGUAUAAUGGAACAGAGAUCUCAAUUACAUCGGAAUAUUCUUACCUGGGGUUGACAUUUACACCUAAACUCUCACUCCGGAAACAAAUACAGGAGAGAAAUCAAUUAGCCAAAAAUAGCAUCAACACCACUUGGAAUUGUUUCUUAUCAAAACCUAAUGUGUCCAUAAAAACAAAAUGGAAACUCUUCUUGGCCAUUAGUAGGUCUAUACAAUCAUAUGGA
Molecule: messenger RNA, 2441 nt
Organism: Stomoxys calcitrans (stable fly)
Lineage: Eukaryota; Metazoa; Arthropoda; Insecta; Diptera; Muscidae
Exons: 2
Coding region: 85-2052 (655 amino acids)
Molecular function (GO): catalytic activity
Source: RefSeq, a predicted model, not a curated record